This is a messenger RNA of Dermacentor andersoni, 1490 nucleotides long. RefSeq names its product Pseudouridine synthase 1 (gene Pus1). Gene Ontology annotation, biological process: tRNA pseudouridine synthesis; mRNA pseudouridine synthesis. NCBI's taxonomy places the organism in Eukaryota, Metazoa, Arthropoda, Arachnida, Ixodida, Ixodidae. The record is from RefSeq and is a predicted model, not a curated record. Gene Ontology annotation, cellular component: nucleus. Gene Ontology annotation, molecular function: pseudouridine synthase activity; RNA binding.
GUUUUUCCCCCAUCCGUUCCUCCUUCAAACCGCAUGGCGAAUGGUUGUGCGCGAUCGUUUGGACGACAGUUCUGCUUGACGCUUGCCACGUUAUCCUGGUGACCACGGUUCUAGGGUGGUGAAGGUCAUAUGAGUGGGACACUGCGGCACCUUUUAGGCUUGGCAUUUGGGAAGAAAGAAUCGGUUAGGUGGCCCUUCAUAACCAGCAUCAUGUCAGAAUUGCAGAACGUCAUAGAAAAGAAACAUGCAUUGGACGACAACGGUGAAGAAAAAGAUGCCAAGCGGCUGAAGUCAGAUAGUGAGGCACAAAAUGCAGAAUUCCUAAGAGUGAAGGCAAAGAAGAUGGCCUUGUGUAUGUGUUACAAUGGAAAGGACUAUCUAGGAAUGCAAAGGAAUCCAGGAACCAAGACAAUAGAGGAAGACCUGCUCACUGCUUUGUACAAGGGGCAGCUUAUACAGAAGGAGCACAUAGACAUUCCACAAAAUGUGAAGUUUCAGCGUGCAGCUCGUACAGACAAAGGAGUCUCUGCUGUGCGACAAGUGGUGUCCCUCAAACUACCCACCAAUAUCAGCAUUGAUGAAAUGGUGACCAGAAUCAACAGCCACCUUGUGGAUCAGAUAAGAGUCAUUGAUAUCAAGCGAACAACAAGAGGCUUCAACUGCAAAAACAACUGUGAUUCCCGCACCUACAGUUACAUGUUACCAUCAUAUUCAUUUGCACCACCAGGAGUUACGCCUGAUGAGUCCUACCGCAUUACAAGUGAAAGAAUAGACGAAGUAAAUAAGAUCCUAACACUGUACAAAGGUUGCCAUAACUUCCACAAUUUUACGUCUGGAAAGAAAUCUGAAGACCCCAGUGCAAUGAGGUUCAUGAUAUCUGCAGAGUGUGGCCAGCCCUUUAUUCAGGGGAAUCUGGAGUUUCUGCAGAUUCAGAUCAAGGGCCAGAGUUUCAUGCUGCACCAGAUACGAAAAAUGGUUGGCCUGCUCAUUGCAAUCAUGCGUGGGUACACAGACCAAUCCACCAUUCGUCGGGCAUGGGGCCCUGAACGGCUGGACAUUCCCAUUGCACCACCGCUAGGCCUGAUGCUGGAGCAGUUGCACUAUGACCGCUACAACAAGCGCUACGGUGGAGACGGCCUGCAUGAGCCACUCUCUUGGGAGGCAAAGCAGGACUUGAUCCAAGCAUUCAAGGAGAAGCAUAUCUUCCCCACAAUUGUGGAGACAGAGAAAAAUGAAAAGUCAAUGUUGAACUGGAUGGAGAACUUGCCACUCCACUCCUACAAUGUGCGUGAGCCAGGUCCUCCAACGCUCGAAGAUGCAGAGUUAUGCAAUUUGGCUGGCAGUGAUGAUGAUGGUCCAUACAAUGAGAAAGAAGCUCAAGAUGGCAGCUUCAAAAAGGAAAAUACUGACAAUACAGAAGAAAACUGCACUAGUGCAAAGGAAUCUAUAAAGCUCAAAAAUCAAGCUGUAUAAUAAAAUAACCACAGCCA